UGAAAAAGAUAAAAACUAAUGAGAGAGGAAGUUGCUACGAAACUUCGGCGUCUUCCUUUUCUACUUUAAAACUUGUAACAACUUCUUAUUACCACUUACUCUUAUCUCUCUUUCUUUCUUGCUCUCUCUCUCACUCCCAGAUCAGUCUCGAUCAUGGCGUCGUUCAUAGAUCUUUUCGCUAGCGACAUCACGACGCACCUAAUAAAGCUUCUCGUUAUGGUAGCUAACACAAUCUACAGUUGCAAAGGAAUAGCAGAACGACUGGUCACGAUGAUCAGAGAUGUUCAACCAACGAUCAGGGAGAUCCAAUACAGUGGCGUGGAACUAAGUAACGAUCGCCAGACUCAACUGGGAGUGUUCUUUGAGACCUUGGAGAAAGCAAGAAAGCUUUGCGAAAAGGUUUUAAGAUGCCGUAGAUGGAAUCCUAAACACGUAUACCACGCCAACAAGAUGAAGGAUCUCGAGAAAAAAAUAUCUCGUUUUCUCAACAGCCAGAUUCUUCUCUUUGUUCUCGCUGAGGUAUGUCAUCUACGGGUCAAUGGUGACAGGAUUGAGAGACUGUUAAGUGAGCGGAAUGAUACUUUAUCGUUUCCGGAGACUUUAAUGGAGAUUGAGACGGUCAGCGAUCCGGCGGUUCAACAGGUAGGAUUGGAUUUGGGGAAGAGAAAGGUGAAGGAGAUGAUGUUUAAGUUUACCGAUACCACCAAUCUCUUUGGGAUCUCUGGAAUGAGCGGUUCCGGGAAGACCACUCUUGCAAUAGAGCUUUCAAGAGACGAUGAUGUUCGAGGACUCUUUAACAACAAGGUUUUGUUUCUGACUGUGUCACGCUCUCCGAAUUUUGAGAACCUCGAGUCCCGUAUACGAGAGUUUCUUAAUGAUGGAGUUCGACAACGGAAGCUAGUGAUCCUUGAUGAUGUUUGGACAAGGGAUUCCUUGGAUAGGCUGAUUUCUAAAAUUCGUGGAAGCACAACUUUAGUAGUCUCACAGUCCAAGCUUGCGGAUCCUAAAACCACUUACAACGUGGAAUUAUUAAAGGAAGAUGAAGCAAUGUCCCUCUUGUGUCUUUGUGCUUUCGAGCAAAACUCCCCGCCUUCUCCGUUCAGCAAAAUUUUGGUGAAGCAGGUUGUUGAUGAGUGUAAAGGUCUACCUUUAUCUUUAAAAGUUCUUGGUGCUUCGUUAAAAAACAAACCUGAAAGAUAUUGGGAAGGCGUAGUUAAAAGAUUAUCAAGAGGUGAAGCUGUUGAUGAAACUCAUGAGAGCAGAGUGUUUUCUCACAUCGAAGAAAGUAUAGAAAACCUCGACCCGAAAAUCAGAAAGUGUUUCUUGGAUAUGGGUGUUUUCCCUGAAGACACGAAGAUCCCUAUUGAUCUUCUCACCAACGUGUGGGUUGAGAGGCAUGAUAUUGACGAGGAAACUGCUUUUUCCUUUGUUCUUCGUUUAGCUGACAAGAAUCUCCUUACUAUAGUGAACAAUCCGAGGUUUGGAGAUGUGCACAUUGGCUACUAUGAUGUAUUUGUUACGCAACAUGAUGUUCUCCGAGACCUAGCCAUUCAUAUGUCUAAUCGUGCGGAAGUAAAUAGGAGAGAACGGUUAUUAAUGCCAAAAAGAGAGUCGGUGCUUCCAAGAGAAUGGGAAAGGAAUAAAGAUGAGCUAUUUGAUGCCAAGAUAGUUUCUCUUCAUACAGGGGAAAUGGAUUGGUUCGACAUGGACCUCCCUAAGGCAGAAGUUUUAAUACUAAACUUCUCUUCGGAUAACUACUUUUUGCCACCAUUCAUUGGUAAGAUGGUUGAACUCAGGAUGCUCGUGAUUAUAAACAAUGGCAUGACUCCUGCACGUCUACAUGGCUUCUCUAUCUUUGACAAUUUGACCAAACUGAGGAGUCUCUGGCUCAAGAGAGUUCACGUCCCUGAACUCUCCAGCAGCACCAUUCCACUGAAAAACCUACGCAAGAUGCAUUUAAUCCUUUGUAAGGUCAGCAACAGUUUUGAUCGGACAACAUUCGACAUCUCCCACAUCUUCCCAAGCUUGUCUGAUCUCACUAUCGAUCAUUGUGAUGAUCUCGUGGAACUAAACUCCAACAUCUCUGGGAUGGCCUCUCUCAAGUCUCUAAACAUAACCAACUGUCCCCGCAUUACUGAAUUACCCAAGAAUCUAAGUAAUCUACAGUCUCUUGAACGUCUAAGGUUAUAUGCUUGCCUGGAGCUGUUAUUCCUCCCGGUCGAAAUUUGUGAGCUGCCAUGUCUAAAGUACGUUGACAUUUCACAGUGUAUUAGCUUGAGUUCUCUUCCUGAAAAUAUAGGAAAGCUAAGGACACUUGAGAAAAUUGACAUGAGAGGAUGCAGUUUAUUGGAUCUACCAAGUCCUGUAGUCUCCCUCGAGUCUCUACGCCAUGUCAUUUGCGAUGAGGAGGCUUCAUCUAUGUGGGAAAAGUUUAAAAGAUUUCUUCCAGAACUUUGUAUUGAAAUCCCUGAAAAACGCUUCACCGUGGAUUGGCUCGACGAUUAGGCUCCUUAUCCAUCAAACUAUUGAUAACCACCUCUUGUCUAAAAUCAUUGCUCAUUAGAGCUAAUUAAGUGUACUUUUAAACGUCUUCAUCUAUAUAAUAUAAAAUCACCUUUAGUUAUCAAUU
Messenger RNA from Camelina sativa (false flax), 2629 nucleotides. It is a transcript of the gene ADR1, whose product is annotated as Disease resistance protein (CC-NBS-LRR class) family. Gene Ontology annotation, molecular function: ADP binding; ATP hydrolysis activity. The record is from RefSeq and is a predicted model, not a curated record. NCBI's taxonomy places the organism in Eukaryota, Viridiplantae, Streptophyta, Magnoliopsida, Brassicales, Brassicaceae.